Molecule: messenger RNA, 1684 nt
Organism: Anoplopoma fimbria (sablefish)
Lineage: Eukaryota; Metazoa; Chordata; Actinopteri; Perciformes; Anoplopomatidae
Gene: upp2
Product: uridine phosphorylase 2
Exons: 7
Coding region: 107-1048 (313 amino acids)
Biological process (GO): nucleotide catabolic process; uridine catabolic process
Cellular component (GO): cytosol; cytoplasm
Molecular function (GO): uridine phosphorylase activity
Source: RefSeq, a predicted model, not a curated record
AGACACAACUCUUAUUCAAAUCAGCCGCAGCGAGCAUCUGGAGGUUUUGGAGAAGAACAACUUUUGAAGACUUUUUAAACUUGAUUUCAAAGCUUUUUCUGCAGUCAUGGCACCAAUUCUACUUAACUGUAUGGGGAAUGACCACACAGAUUAUAUCAAACAACUAGUCCAAGUGAAAAAUCCCUACUUGGACACCAUGGAGGAGGAUAUUCUCUACCACUUAAGCUUGGGCACCAAGACUCACAAUCUUCCAGAAAUGUUUGGAGAUAUUAAGUUUGUGUGUGUUGGAGGCAGCGCGAAUCGAAUGAAGGCUUUCGCCCAGUUCAUGCACCAGGAACUGGAACUACCUGGAAACCCGGAGGAAGUCAGAGAUAUCUGCGAGGCAACUGAUCGCUACUGCAUGUACAAAGUGGGACCAGUGCUCUCUAUAAGUCAUGGAAUGGGUGUCCCUUCCAUCUCCAUCAUGCUGCAUGAGCUCAUCAAACUGCUGCACCAUGCUCAGUGCCUUGACGUGGUUCUGUUUCGCCUUGGAACAUCUGGUGGUGUUGGUCUGGCUCCUGGUACUGUGGUGGUGACAGACAAAGCAGUGGACUACUCCUUCCGCCCCCAGUUUGAGCAGGUGGUUCUGGGUAAAGUUAUCACCAGGAGCACUGAGCUGGACGAAGGAGUGGCCAAUGAGCUUCUGCAGUGCUCCUCUGAGCUUCAAAACUUUCCUACAGUGAUUGGAAACACCUUGUGCACCCAUGACUUUUAUGAAGGUCAAGGCCGACUCGACGGAGCUCUUUGCUCCUUCUCUCAUGAAGACAAACUGGAGUAUCUGAGGAAAGCUUACGAUGCCGGAGUGAGGAAUAUCGAAAUGGAGUCCUCCGUAUUUGCGGCUAUGUGCCGUGUCUGUGGCCUCAAAGGGGCUGUAGUCUGUGUUGCUUUGCUGAACCGCUUCGAGGGAGACCAGAUCACCGCCUCUCAUGAUGUUCUGGUGGAGUACCAGCAGAGACCUCAAGUCCUGGUGUCCCACUUUAUCAAGAAACACCUGGGACUAGUUGUAUGAAAUGCCUACAUCUGUAUGUAUAUAUACUGUAUUUAACCUGUUAAUAUGUGAAUUAGACACUUAUUUAAAAAGUUGAUAUGAUUUGUAUGAUUUAAAUGAUGAAGAAUGUUGCAUAUGUAUAUGAAAGUAUGUAUCUUAUUGUUUAAUAUUUAAUACUCUGGUAUUUAUGUAAGGUAACAUUAAUAUUCUAAAGAACAUGGUGAUUUUAAUAUUUUUCUUGCACUAUUUUUCUUGAUGUAACUCAUCAAAACAUGUUGGGCGUAUCAGGAAGUUGGGAAAUGAUUUGCCUCCAUUGGAGGUUUGCAGUCUUAUAAAGACUACUUAUAAAGAUUGUUCCUCUUUUUUGCUUGUUAGAUGAGAAAAACUUAUUAUUCCUUAGUAAUUGUUCUCAUGAUACAGGAAGAGGGCCAGAGACAUAUAUUACAUUUAGUUGUUUCUGCCACACAAGCUUGUUUAUGCAGGCAAAAUUCCCUAAAGAAACAUAAACGCUUAAUACAUAUUAGUAAAUGUGCAGAGAGGUCAUCCUAAUCUGUUAGAGGCACAUGUUUAUUGUCACUCUGUGAUACUGUAUGCUACUGUAUUUCCAUGAAAUGUGUUGUAGAGUAUAAAACUUUCAAUAAAAGUAAAUAAUAGUAA